GGGCUGACUCCGGAGGAGGUGCGCAGCGUGCGCGUGCUGCCCUUCGACUACGAGCUCGAGUACGUGUGCCGGCCCGAGCGCGAGCUCGUGGGGCCCAAGGUGCGCAAGUGCCAGCGCGACGGCUCCUGGACCGCGGGGGGACAGCCCAGCCGCUGCCUGCGUCCCUGCCCGCGGGCCCAGCUCUCCCUGGAGCACGGCUCGGUCCUGACCCACGCCAUGGAGCGGGUGCCGGUGGAGGGCACCUGGGCCGAGUUCAGCUGCGACCCCGGCUACCGCCUGGUGGGGCCCCCCCGCAGCAACUGCACCCGCCUGGGCCGAUGGAGCACCCCGAGGCCCUCCUGCGAGCUUCGUCGUCCUUCCUCAGGGAAGAAGGCGGUGCACGUCGGGGCCCUGUUCCCCAUGAGCGGGGGGUGGCCGGGGGGCCAGGCCUGCCUGCCCGCCGUGCGCAUGGCCCUGGAGGACAUCAACAGCCGGGGGGACAUCCUGCCCGACCACGAGCUGCGCCUCAUCCACCACGACAGCAAGUGUGACCCUGGCCAAGCCACCAAGUACCUCUAUGAGCUGCUCUACAACGACCCCAUCAAGAUCAUCCUCAUGCCCGGCUGCAGCAGCGUCUCCACACUGGUGGCCGAGGCUGCUCGGAUGUGGAACCUCAUCGUGCUCUCGUACGGCUCCAGCUCCCCGGCGCUGUCCAAUCGGCAACGCUUCCCCACCUUCUUCCGCACCCACCCCUCGGCCACGCUGCACAACCCCACCCGCGUGCAGCUCUUCAAGAAGUGGGGCUGGACCAAGAUCGCCACCAUCCAGCAGACCACGGAGGUCUUCACCUCGACCCUGGAUGACCUGGACCAGCGGGUGAAGGAGGCCGGGUUGGAGAUCACCUUCAGGCAGAGCUUCUUCUCCGACCCCGCGGCGCCGGUGCGCAACCUCAAGCGCCAGGAUGCCCGCAUCAUCGUGGGGCUCUUCUAUGAGACUGAGGCACGGAAAGUCUUCUGCGAGGUCUACAAGGAGAAGCUCUAUGGCAAGAAGUACGUCUGGUUCCUCAUUGGUUGGUACGCGGACAACUGGUUCCGCAUCAAGGACCCGGCCAUCAACUGCACUGAGGCUGAGAUGGCCGAAGCCGUUGAAGGCCACGUCACCACCGAGAUCGUGAUGCUCAACCCCGAGAACACCCGCAGCAUCUCCAACAUGACCUCGCAGGAGUUCAUCGAGAAGCUACAGAAGAGGCUGGGGAAGAACCCGGAGGAGACGGGGGGCUUCCAAGAGGCCCCCUUGGCCUACGACGCCAUCUGGGCCUUGGCCUUGGCCCUCAACAAGACCUCCACGGAGCUCCUGAAGAAGGGGUUGCGCUUGGAGGACUUCAACUACAACAACAAGAACAUCACCGACGAGAUCUACCGGGCCCUCAACUCCUCCGCCUUCGAGGGCGUCUCGGGCCACGUUGUCUUCGACGCCAGCGGCUCCCGCAUGGCCUGGACGCUCAUCGAGCAGCUCCAAGGAGGUGUCUACAAGAAGAUCGGUUACUACGACAGCACCAAGGACAACCUCUCCUGGUACAACAAUGACAAGUGGAUUGGCGGUUCCCCACCAGCCGACUACACCAAGGUCAUCACCACCUUCCGCUUCCUGUCCCAGAAGCUCUUCAUCUCCGUCUCCGUGUUGGCUUCCUUGGGCAUCCUCUUGGCCAUCAUCUGCUUGGCCUUCAACAUCUACAACGGGCACGUCAGGUACAUCCAGAACUCCCAGCCCUACCUGAACAACAUGACCGCCGUGGGGUGCACCUUGGCCUUGGCCGCCGUCUACCCCCUUGGCCUCGAUGGCUACCACAUUGGACCCGGCCUGUUCCCCUUCGUGUGCCAGGCCCGCCUGUGGCUCCUGGGCCUUGGCUUCAGCCUGGCCUAUGGGAGCAUGUUCACCAAGAUCUGGUGGGUCCACACGGUCUUCACCAAGAAGGAUGAGAAGAAGGAGAAGAGGAAGACCUUGGAGCCGUGGAAGCUCUAUGCCACCGUGGGGCUGCUGGUGGGGCUGGACGUGGUCACCUUGGUCAUCUGGCAGAUCGUGGACCCAUUGCAUCGCACCAUUGAGGAGUUCACCAAGGAGGAGCCCAAGACGGACACGGACGUCUCCAUCCUGCCCCAACUGGAGCACUGCAGCUCCACCAAGAUGAACACUUGGCUUGGGAUCUUCUAUGGCUUCAAGGGCUUGCUCCUGCUCUUGGGCAUCUUCUUGGCCUAUGAAACCAAGAGCGUGUCCACUGAGAAGAUCAACGACCACCGAGCGGUGGGGAUGGCCAUUUACAACGUGGCGGUCCUCUGCCUCAUCACGGCGCCCGUCACCAUGAUCCUGAGCAGCCAACAGGAUGCGGCCUUCGCCUUCGCCUCAUUGGCUGUUGUCUUCUCCUCCUACAUCACCUUGGUGGUCCUCUUCGUGCCCAAGAUGCGUCGCCUCAUCACGCGCGGCGAGUGGCAGUCGGAGCAGCAGGACACCAUGAAGACCGGCUCGUCCACCAACAACAACGAGGAGGAGAAAUCCCGGCUCCUGGAGAAGGAGAACCGGGAGCUGGAGAAGAUCAUUGCCGAGAAACAGGAGCGCGUCUCCGAGCUCCGGCAGCAGCUCCAGGCCCGGCAGCAGCUCCGUUCCCGGCGCCGCUCCUCCUCCUCCUCCUCCAUCACCGGCACCACCAGCGGCACCACCAGCGACCCCCACCAGCAGGGGGCGCCCACCCCACCGGGGGGUCCCUUCUACCCCCAGAGCCUGCCCCUCGUCCGCUGCCUCGUGGCCGAGCAGGCCGACAAGAUGGGCAGGGGCAACUGCGACGGGAGCCGCGUGCAUCUGCUCUAUAAGUGACCCUGACCCCCCCCUCCAUGGGG
Molecule: messenger RNA, 2870 nt
Organism: Pezoporus occidentalis (night parrot)
Lineage: Eukaryota; Metazoa; Chordata; Aves; Psittaciformes; Psittacidae
Gene: GABBR1
Product: gamma-aminobutyric acid type B receptor subunit 1
Exons: 21
Coding region: 217-2847 (876 amino acids)
Biological process (GO): gamma-aminobutyric acid signaling pathway; G protein-coupled receptor signaling pathway
Cellular component (GO): G protein-coupled receptor heterodimeric complex; membrane
Molecular function (GO): G protein-coupled GABA receptor activity
Source: RefSeq, a predicted model, not a curated record